Messenger RNA from Phytomonas sp. EM1, 3099 nucleotides. NCBI's taxonomy places the organism in Eukaryota, Euglenozoa, Kinetoplastea, Trypanosomatida, Trypanosomatidae. The record is from the annotation of a GenBank genome assembly.
AUGGCGAAGUCUUCCAAAAAAGGCAAAAAAGUUGGCACAUCGGGUGAGCCUGCAUCCAAGCGAGGGAAGCAUCAAGCUAGUACGAAGAAAACUAAAAAAAGUGUGAAACAGCCUAGUUCCAAAAAUUUAGUAAAUGAGACCAAUGCGAAAAAGGGAUUGCCAAGUACGUCGCGUAGCCGAGGAUUGGCCACGCGCACAUCAAGGCGUCCUCCCGUGAAGAAACGUCAGAGAAAUACCACUGAAAGUCAUGAUAGUCAGGACUCCAUAUCAAACCCCAAAGUAGCAGAGCCGGAACAGGUUUACGAAAAAGCUGUUAAAAAGAGGUCAAAGGCAAAUGAUGCUGGUGGGCCUCAAGACCCUCUCACGCGGGUUGCAGGUGAUACAUCUGACUUAGUGAAUGGGGUGGAUCCAGCCCAACCACGAGGGCCUUCACCCUCUUCACGAACUACCGCCUUAAAUUCCCGAUUUCCAGAACCUGAGCUCGCGGGUUUCUUGUCGGACCUCACGUCCUUUCUCUGUCGUCUAUGGUGUCGUGUUACCACCCACGUCACGCUGCAGGUGCCUAAUAGUGCCGCCUUUCUUAGUGUUGGUGAGCGCGGCCGUAUGCUAGAUUCGACUGCACUAACGGGUACUCCGGCUAGCAGGGCGAAGGAAGGGACUUCUGGUGAAGCCGCGGAAAAUCUUUAUGACUGGAAAGCUCUUUUGAUGGAUGGGAGUAAGGAGCAUGAGGAGGUCUACCGCACCGUCCGUAGUACCAUCGCAGCGUCAUGUGCGUUAGGCCAUCGGUCUUGUCAAGCCCUGUGGGGUCCAUGUGGCUCUGGUAAACACCGCAUCGUUCGCCUGAUCGCCGAGGAAUGCUCAAAGCAGGCGAACACCUUCGUGAUCCAGCUACACGGCAAACUUCUGCGAAGCGAUGAGGCAGCGAUCAUGGUCAUUGCACAACAGAUGCUAGCCUUUUUGAAGUCGCCGCACUCGGAGGCGGUGCGCCGCGCAGACUGGUCUAUUCGGACUGGGACCUUUGACUUUGGUCAGUUAUUUCACUUUGAAAGGGAGUUGGCAGUGGAGUCAACGACUCACACACACCAUGGUGAUACCAAUCAAAUGUCCGGCGCGAGUCAUGCUUAUGAGACUGGCGAGCCCCUUGGUGCUGAAUCUUUGCUGCAUCAGGGGGGUACCCGAGGGGAUAGGAGACAUAGCAUUGCGCCUGCCGCUUCUACUACGUGUGGGGCUCCCAAACAAACUAUGCGACCAGGGGAGCCUUGGCUGACAGUUGCAGAAAACGAUACCAUAACAAAUGCAAAGAAUAUGACGAGAAAGCAAAAUCCCAAACAAGGCGACCCAUCCGUAGGAGGCGAUGAUUUUGAGCUCGACCUCAGCAACGAGGAAGAUGCCGGUGGGGAAGCAUGUCCCUUUAUCACAUCAACCACCACGUGCCUUAGCGGUGGGGCGGCGAGUGCGCUACCACACCUCCAGCGCGCCCUCCUCCUCUUGAAGCACCAUGGCACUAAUCUUGUUGUCUGUGUGCGGCAUGCGGAUCAGUUUAGUGUUUGGUGCGAUCGUCUCCUAUACGUCCUCUCUGGCCUCAUGCAUGAGAGCGAUGGCCAGGGAGGAGGUAUGUCUCUCCUGCUGACCAGUUCCGCCUCUGAUGUGCGGCAGAUGGAAAAGCGACUGUCCAGUCGUCUGACUUGCAUAACCUGUUAUGUGCCGCUGUUAGCGUGGACUCCUGCGACCCUGCUCCGGGCGGUCAUUUCAAUUAUCUUAGAUUGGAGUGUUUGGAAGCUAGAGGCAGUCGGGCUGCAGCAGGAAGAGGAAGCGCAUCGGCGUCAAGUACAAAACAAACCCGUUGAGGGGGAUGUCAACAACAGGGAAAUCGCUAAUCGGCGCGCUCGCAAGGGUAUAGCUAGGAAUGAAGAUUCUAACCCUAAUCAUCACAGCAGCUCCAAUGGGACUGAUGAAGCUUUGGAGCAGAUCACUAGACGUGAAGCCGAAUUAUCCCGUCAGAAGGCGUCUCUCUGUCAUCUUCUUCCUUUUGAACUUGACAGGGCGCCCAUCGGCCCCUCUCCGUUAACUCAUGCCGACAGUAGGCUUACCUUGAGUGAAGGAUGUGUCAUACUGCCGUCGACAGAAGCAUCAAAUGUAUCUGAUAUGCCUUCUUUGUACGCGCAUCCGACGUUAGUGCUCGAAACCUUCGUAUUAAUAUGCAAACAGCAGCUGCACAGGCUUGAUACGAUGUGCACCGGAGGGAGCAAUGGGAGUGGAUCUUACAGUCUGGCGAAUUGCCCUUCCCCUGACGGCACUGGUUCGGCUGACUUUUCGCUUGUGCACAACGUAAUGAAACUGACCGAAGACCUUUUCGCUACCGGCAGCACUCCUCAAGCUUCUUUAGCGGCACUUGUGCAGUGCUUGACAAAAUGCAGCUCCGGGGCACUGGACUUACUAAGUCCUGGGGACCGUGCCGAGGUGCUGGCAUGGCUGCGGUCGCGUCAAAGCCAAGAAGCGACAUGGCCUUGGAUGGAAGCAAUUAGCCACCACCACAACACCUGCGGGACUGAAGAUCCUGAAUGGUGUACCCAAACUAACGGUACCUUGCCGCGCCUCCGUGGGUGUGCUCCGUUGAGCUUGCGACUGGGGUCUCGGGCAUUGAACACUCGGAGCGCGAACAUGGCGUCCUCUUCAUCAGUCCUCGAUCCUGUGCUGUUGCCACCCAAUUUGUGGGGCCUGCUCGACGAAGGUCAGCUUGUACGGUUGGGGUACUUUUCCCGAGAGUCGAUCCUGAUUCUCUUUUAUAUGUUGAUGCACCAAGAGUCUGGAAUAGAUAGACGGUCAAUCGCAGAUCUUCUGGAGGAUGUAUCAUCUUCGCUUGGGGUCAAGGCGGCGGCAGCGCUCGAUCGUGCGGCCUAUAAAGCGUCAAUUGAGCAACUCGCCCGGUGGCGAAUGCUGAAGAUACAGGAGAUGGGGGAGUCAGUGUCGCUGAAUAUUGGUACCAGCAGGUUACGUGAGGCACUCAAGGCUGUCUUUGCACGACAAGUGGACUGGUGUGAAGACAUUCUCGGUCUCGAUUCAAAGGACUAUAUGAGAAUGAGAAGCCUCAUUGGGUAA